Pristis pectinata (smalltooth sawfish) is the source of this 2460-nucleotide messenger RNA. RefSeq names its product chromosome 18 C17orf75 homolog (gene c18h17orf75). Gene Ontology annotation, cellular component: trans-Golgi network. The record is from RefSeq and is a predicted model, not a curated record. The coding region runs from base 230 to 1429 and encodes 399 amino acids. The transcript is spliced from 10 exons. NCBI's taxonomy places the organism in Eukaryota, Metazoa, Chordata, Chondrichthyes, Rhinopristiformes, Pristidae.
UGUGUUCAGGGAACAGCGGCCGCAGCCGGAGUGUUAUCGCGGACGGACAGCUGACGCUUUCAGGGGGAAAGAAGCCGAAAGAUCCCACAUCGGGUCCGGGAUCGGGGAUCGGCCUGGGGUCCGGGGCUGGGACUGGGACUGGGGUCGGGGAUCGGCCUGGGGUCGGGGGCUGGGGCUGGGGUCGGUGAGGGGACCGGAGCCGGGAGGGGUGACCGGGCCCGGGCCCGCCAUGCUCAGUCAGAGCUCUCUCCAGGACUCCCUGGACGGCGAUGAGAAGGAGGCGGACUCGGAGCCGGUGGAGGAGCCGCAGCAAACGGACGCUUACUACAGCCUGUACCGGAGGCAGAGGUCAAGGUCUCAGCAACCAGGAGACCUUGGAGAUGUGGGGCACAGAAGAACUGGAUCAUCAGACACUUUCCCCAAGGAAACAAUGUCUCAGGAGGAUCUCAGCCUCUCUUUGUUGGCCUCCAACUUGUCUGUCAUGGCUGAAACAGAGCUUCGAACAUUCAUGGUAAAACGUCUCAGUAAAGGAACACUUUUUGCUGGAAUGGGCACUAUAGUAGCAGUGGACUUGAGCAUUGCCGAGCAGCCUGUUGCUUGUUACUACUGCCUCCUUCAUCAGGACCAGCCUCCAGGGGCACAAGGUGACAAACUGGAGUCCGAAGAUGUGGUCACUGAUUAUGUUCUCUGCUUUCUGGGAAGUACUGAGAAGAGCCUUGAACUUUUCAGAAUCGAGUUGGAUAAGUAUGCACAGGGGUUACAGCUUUACUUGUGUGCUAAGGCCGAUGCUGCAGAGCUGCACACCCAGCCGUACCUGAGCAGCUGGUACGACGACGCUGUGCUCUACGUUCAAAGGGUGGUGCAGCUGUUCCAAGACAGGCUUUCAAUCCUGCUACGGGCUGCUUUGAGUCACACUCCAGUUGAAGUUAAAGGUGCUGACAAUAAAAUAAAACAGGCUGUUGAAAGGUUUCUCUGUGCUGCCAGUCUCCAGGGCCUGAUGCAAGAGGACACUCAAGCUUCACUGUGUAAGGCAAUGGCUGAGGAGCAGCAGAAAGCCAUUGUUAUAGACUGCAGUGGAUCUACUCCCUCUUUCGAAAAUGCAGUGAGCAACAAGUUCUGUGAAGACUGGAUUCCUUCCUUUUUAAACGGCCUGGAGAGUAGAAAUCCUUUCCUCAUCAGGCAAAUUCUGGAGAACUUUAAAUUGAAGGCCAUACAGGAUAUGAACAGUCUGAAGCGGUACAUUCAACAGGCCGAGAUGAACAACUACGCCCUGUUCAAGUGCUUUGUCUUUCUCAAGAACUGUGGCAAUGGGGAUGUCCUGCUGCGUAACGUUAAGGUGGAGCACAUGGAGAUGCCGGACGCUCGCAGUGUGGUGAAGGUGCUUGAGGAGUUCAUGUACGAGGAAGGUGUGAUUACUCCCUCUAACUAACGAUCUAUCCGUGUCAGACUUGCUUUAACAAAGACUUUACCUGUUGUGCUUCUUGUGGUGGAGCUUCAUAGUCACUGAUACUGUAUUUGUCCAGCAUUGCAUGGAAACCUGUUUACUGACGCUUGUGAAGUGCCGCACAGGCAGUCUGUGACACGCGUGUCACUGUCGGCGGGUCGUGCCGCUCAGGCAGUCUGUGACACGCGUGUCACUGUCGGCAGGUCAUGCAGCAGUAUGACGUGGGGCUGUUUCUCUCCAAUGCUGCAGGCAAACAGAGAAACAGAUCCCUCAAUGAAAGUCAGACUUGUGUAGUUGUAAAAAACCAAAAGGAUUUACAUUAUGCCUCGGUUAAACAUGGAUCUCACCCCUCCCCGAUUGAGGAGGGUCAGCAGAAUACAGUCAUUUACGUUUAACACCACAGGUCUGGAGUAACCAGUAAGGGAUUCAGGGAUUUGGGAACUCGCCCACGUCAGGAAGAAGGGCACAAACAGAUGUGGUGUGGAACACUGCACACAUUGACCAAAACAGCUCUGCCUGGGACAAUUUUUGGAGUGAUGAUGUUCCCAUAGGAGGGGAAUGGGUUAAGUUGGGUUCCCUAACCGAGGAAGUGUGGAGGGAGAGGCAGUGAGAAGGAAGAGCAGGGAGAGAGAUGAACAGAAAGGCAACUGUCUUUUUUUUAAUGAAAGGGUUUCUGAAAAACUGAUCAUCGGAAAAUAUAACAUGAUGCAUUCCAGAGUUAUUUACCUUGGCUAUCAUUAAUAGAGCUGAUAAUCUGAUUGCUUAGAAACAUGUAGAGAGCAAUUUUAGUAAACGUUAUCAACCAACACACUACUGGAGGAAAUUGAAGCUCCUGAGACCUGUAGCAUCACAGACUCAAGACUGACAUUCUGAAACAUCCCACACUGGAGUGUCUGCUAUUAAUCAAUUGUAAACAGUUGCCAUGUGGUCUAGGACUCUGCUAUUUAUGUGGCUGGUUAAAAUCAAAAUGUACUUCAAGUUUGUCUUGAUUCCAAAUAAAAUUUUAAUAUUAUGUG